AACAGACAAAUCAGCAAGUGAGUUCAGACUGUUUAACGUCACUCAUUACGCAUGAACCUGGCAAAAACUCAGAUCCCACCACAAAACGAACAUUAGCGUCGCUUGGUCACUCCUGCCCAGCACGAAUCUCGGCCGUGGCAGACGCAGGCAUGGCCUCCACGGGGAGCACGACGGCGGCGGCGGUGCCGGAGGUGGCCCUGCCGUCCGGCGACGCGAAGCCGAUGCCGGUGAUCGGGCUGGGCACGGCGGUGAUGUUCCACGUCCGGCCGGAGGACACCCAGGACGCGGUGCUGGCGGCCAUCGAGCUCGGCUUCCGCUGCUUCGACACCGCCUACCUGUACGGCACCGAGAGGCAGCUCGGCGACGCCGUGGCGGAAGCCGUGCGGCGCGGCCUCGUCAGGUCUCGGGAGGAGGUGUUCGUCACGUCCAAGCUGUGGUGCACCCAGUGCCACCCGGACCUCGUCGUCCCCUCCCUCCGGGAAACCCUGCAGAACCUGCAGAUGGAGUACCUUGACCUGUACCUGAUCCACCAGCCCAUCUGCCAGAAGCCCGGGCCGCCCGUGUUCCCGGCCAAGAGGGAGGACGCCCGGCCGUUCGACUUCAAGGGCGUGUGGCAGGCGAUGGAGGAGUGCCAGCGGCUCGGGCUCGCCAGGGCCAUCGGCGUCAGCAACUUCACGACCAAGCACCUCGACAAGACCCUGCCCUUUGCCACCAUUACCCCUGCAGUGAACCAGGUGGAGGUGAACCCGGUUUGCCAGCAGCAGAAGCUGAGGACGUACUGCGCCGAGAAGGGCAUCCACGUCCAGGCGUUCUCGCCGUUGGGAGGGCAGAGCUGGAACGGGGAAGCCAACGCCGUGCUCGAAUCCGAGGUGCUCGCGGAGAUCGCCAAGGCAAGAGGGAAAUCCGUCGCACAGGUUGUGUUCUCUCAUAACCAACUGCCUCUGUAUGGCAUGCUCCACUUAUGCAUCUGUGAUGCUUACAGUCACAGAUCUACCCUCCUCCUUCUUCAGGUGUCACUGAGAUGGGUGUACGAGCAAGGAGUGAGUAUAGUCGUCAAGACCUACAACAAGGAGAGGCUCAGGCAGAACCUUGAGCUUUUCGACUGGGAGCUGACCGACGAGGACCGGCUCAAGAUCAGCCAGAUCCCACAGAAGAAGCUUCAGGGUGGCGCGUUCAUGUUCUACCCAGAAGGCGAAUUCACAUCGGUUGAUAUUUCUGAAAUCAAUUUCGCAGAGGAGUAGGCACUGAAAAAUGCCCUGCAGACGUGCCUCAAUGUCGCUCUACAUACACAGUACGUAUAGCUCUUUGAAUAAGGCAGCAUCACCGUCCUUUGCUGCGUUGAUGCUUUUUUUUUCUUCACACGAAAUGUUGUCAUAUAAAGUUCUCCUAUAGCAUAAUGUUGUAUCA
Messenger RNA from Panicum hallii, 1407 nucleotides. Its product is annotated as deoxymugineic acid synthase 1-D-like. The record is from RefSeq and is a predicted model, not a curated record. Gene Ontology annotation, cellular component: cytosol. The transcript has 3 exons. Gene Ontology annotation, molecular function: aldose reductase (NADPH) activity. Bases 150 to 1241 code for a protein of 363 amino acids. Lineage: Eukaryota; Viridiplantae; Streptophyta; Magnoliopsida; Poales; Poaceae.